CGGAUUUAACUUUCUUUCUCUUCCGGUUGUCGUCUGUUCGUGUGGCAGAUAAACCAGAGUCAAAAUGGCAAAGUCGAAGAACCACACAACCCACAACCAGUCUCGUAAAGCCCACAGAAAUGGCAUCAAGAAACCCAGAUCUCACCGUUAUGAGUCAUUGAAGGGGGUGGACCCCAAGUUCCUAAGGAACAUGCGUUUUGCCAAGAAGCACAACAAGAAAGGCUUGAAGGCAGCAAGGAAAGCAGCGAAGGCAGCAGCAGCAGCAGCAGCAGCAGCCGCUCCAGCAGCACCAGCCGCACCAUAAUCUGCUUUCUUGUCACACCUCCACACCUCUGUGUUUCAUAGACUGUGUUACCAUCAUAAUAAAGCAAUGCUUUGUUAACAAACACA
Messenger RNA from Dunckerocampus dactyliophorus (ringed pipefish), 390 nucleotides. RefSeq names its product ribosomal protein L29 (gene rpl29). Gene Ontology annotation, cellular component: ribosome; cytosolic large ribosomal subunit. NCBI's taxonomy places the organism in Eukaryota, Metazoa, Chordata, Actinopteri, Syngnathiformes, Syngnathidae. Gene Ontology annotation, biological process: cytoplasmic translation. The coding region runs from base 65 to 304 and encodes 79 amino acids. Gene Ontology annotation, molecular function: structural constituent of ribosome. The transcript is spliced from 4 exons. The record is from RefSeq and is a predicted model, not a curated record.